CAAUUUCGUGAGCGCGCUUUAGACAACAGGGGCACGGUUACGGAGGAGUGUCGCCUCGAACUAAGCUGUUUAUUCCAUUGAAACGACGCCAAUUGUGAGUAGGGUUAACUGUAGGUCAAACUUCAGUGUAUCGACGUAUUAAAAAGAGAUAGAAAGAAAACAAGGACGAACACAAACACACAUACACUGGAUAUCUUCGUCUGACAUAAAGAAUGACUCCGUGUAAAAGUUUCAGAUGAGUUUGUAUAGCUUCAGGUCUGGAGAGAAUGCUUCCAAAACUUUGACCCCUGGUCUCAACAAAAGGGAUGGCUGAUCGCAUUGACCUCGCAUUUGCCCCUGGUCAGCGGUACAUUGAGGUGGAGUACGACUAUGAGUACAAGUCCAAAGACCGUAUGAUCACCAUCAAACAAGGUGAAUGUUUCCUGCUGGUAAAAAAGGCCAAUGAAGACUGGUGGCAGGUUCGUAAAGAGGAGAACAGUAAACCUUUUUAUGUACCUGCCCAGUAUGUCCGGGAAGUGCGGCGAGCCCUCAUGCCACCCACCAAACCUCUUCCAAACACUGGAGGUGGGUUUGGAACAAGAGUUGGAUCUGAGAAAAAAGGUCUAACUAUGCUGGAUAUCAAACAGUCUGAUGAAAGUUUGAACAAGCAAUGUCCUGCUCAGUCCACCUAUGCCGGAUAUUCGGUGGCAUUGCAGGCACCCACAGAGGACAAAGCCAGUCCAAAAAGCCCCAGGAGGCAAGUGCAACAAACAUUCCUAAAUAUGCAGCAUACCUCUCUGCCUUGGCCCGGGGUUGAGACCCCCCCCAGGCUCCGGGAACCACUGGAAUUGGAUAAAGAGACUGAUAGGGGAGAGAGGAUAGAAGAGGCAACAACAGGUUUUGGAGAGAGGGAAAGAAAGGGGGAUGGAGGAGGGAAUAGGAAGAGGGAAGUAGAGUGGACAGGGGAUAAAGAGAGGAAAAGAGAUCUUGGUGGGGCCAGAGUUAUUGAGAGGAAGAGAGAAGUAGAGAUAGAAGAGGAUAAAUUAAGGGAACAAAAAAGGGAAGAAAAGUUUGAUAGAGAUGGAGAGAAAGUAGGGGAUGUACAGAGAGAUAGGAGGAAAGAAAGAGCAGACAAUAGAGAAAAGGGGAGAAAGGGAGAAGCAGUGCAGCAUAAGACUGCUGCAGCUGAAGGAUCUCCCGGAGACGCAACAGAGAAAAAUCGGAGCGAUUUGGACUCUGGGGAUGAGCGCAGCAGCAGUUCGGCUGAACAGCUUCAGGGAAGGUCUGACUCACCUGUCUACACUAACCUGCAGGAUUUAAAGAUAUCUCAGUCAUCUCUGCCUCCACUGCCCUCAUCCUCCCCAAUUACUACACAUGCAGAAUGGGACACUUACAAGGAUGCAAAUGGUAGGCACUUCUACUGCAACCGCACCACACAGGAGCGUACAUGGAAACCACCACGAUUACGGGACAGCCUUGGGAAGAGGGAUGAGAAACAUGUCACUGCUUCAACAGAGACUGAGGGGAGUGGAACUAUGGCCAAAACGUGCAGUUUGGACCGAAGACAGCCAGCUCCCAUAGUGGCAAAAUGGAGGAAUAGUACAUACAUAUUAGAGACUAACAAUAAGGAACCUUCAAAAGCAGGAACCCCAGAUACAGAAUUGUCAGACCUUUCCUCACCCAAGCGUCCUUAUUUCACCUGUGAAAAAUCUGGAGCCCUGAAUGUAACCAAGAUCACUGAACAUGGCAAGAAAGUUCGUAAGAACUGGACUUCAUCUUGGGCAGUUUUGCAAGGGUCUCAAUUUAUAUGUGCCAAAAGUCAGGCAAUGGCAACCAGUUGGUUUGGAAGCCACCAAUCCAAGCCAGAAUUCAGUGUAGAUCUAAAGGGAGCAACUGUAGAGAAAGCAUCCAAAGAAAAAUCCAGCAAGAAACAUGUUUUAGAGGUGAAGACUCAAGGUGGUACUGAGCUCCUUAUACAAUCAGAUAGUGAGAGCAUUAUUAAUGAAUGGUUCAAAGCACUAAAUGAAGCCAUCAUUGCACACGCUUGUGAGUCUGAUGAGGCUAUUGAAGAAGACAUGCCAGAAUCUCCAGGACUAGAGAAACAUGAGAAAGAGAACCUAGCCCAACAAAAGAAGACCAAAACAAGGUUGAGGAAAUUUCUUAUACGUAGACCCUCUUUGCAAGCUGUUAAAGACAAGGGUUACAUAAAAGAUCUGGUGUUUGGCUGUAAUCUGAGCAGUCUCUGUCAGAGGGAGAAAACUACUGUCCCUCACUUUGUCAGGAUGUGUAUUGACUACAUAGAAAAGGAAGGUCUGGAUUUGGAUGGUCUCUAUAGAGUGAGUGGGAAUCUGGCAGUCAUACAGAAGCUGAGAUUUGCUGUUAAUCAUGAUGAGAAGAUAAAUUUGGCAGAUAGUAAAUGGGAGGACAAUCAUGUGGCUACCGGAGCCCUGAAGAUGUUUUUCCGAGAGCUUCCAGAACCACUUUUCACUUACACCUACUUCAAUGACUUUUUCAGUGCCAUCAAAAUCACAGACUAUAAACAAAAAGUACAGGCCAUCAAAGAUCUAGUGAAGCAGCUGCCUCAGCCCAACCAAGAUACAAUGCAGGAACUUUUUAAACACCUGAGAAAAGUAAUAGAGCAUGGUGAGCAGAAUAGGAUGACCACGCAAAGUGUGGCAAUCGUGUUUGGCCCAACUCUGUUACGUCCUGAGAUUGAGAACAUACAAAUGGCAGUUCAUAUGGUUUACCAAAACCAAAUUGUUGAGCUCAUACUACAUGAGUAUGAGGCCAUAUUCAGUAUGUAAUCUGUGAUGUAUCUUUCCCCACCCAAAAAGUAUGUAAGGAUAUCUUCUGAAAAGAUAUCCAUAGAUUAAAACUGUAUUACCAUGUCUAAACAUUUAGAGUCCAUUUGUAAAGUAUGUUAAACCAAUUCUUUAAUUAUUCUUUAUACUUUUUUUUUUCAUUUAAUUGGACAAGAUUUCUUUUAUAGUGUGAUUCUACUUUAUUAGUCAUUUCUUUCUCGAUAAUAGCGCUUUCUGGAGCUUAUGUUAUACACUUGGAUCAUAUAUAUUUUCCAUAACUUAAGCAACUUAAUUAAGCCUCCUGAUUGCCAUAAAAUAUAAACAAAAAUGUGCUAUGUAACUUUCAGUUGCAGAAUUUAUCAUGGAAUGUUAAAUUAUAAACCCUUAUUCAUUACAAUAUCCUGCUUAUUCCUAUACACUGAAUGAUAUGCAACCUCUGUAUCAUUGUCCUGAUAUCAAAUAGAUCCUCAUCCUCAUAGAUCCUCAUACACCAAUUUUUUUAUAUAGAUAUUUUGCAACUGUUGGUAAUUAAGAAUGUCUUAAUGUUUUGAUUAACGUAAAAUACGAUACCCAUUUUUUAAUAUUUAAACCGUAAAAAGCAAUUAAUAAGCUGCAAAAGAAUGUUCAUUGUGUAAAGCAAGGGGUUAGGAUGUUUAAAGGCAUAGAGAGAGCAUAGCUUUUUUCUUUUGCAUCACUUCAUCCGCAUUAAAUUGCCAUAAAAAUGGAAAUUUGUAAAAUGUAGUGUAACCUAACAGCUUUUGAAUUUGAAUAAAACUGAGAGGGUAGAAAUUAUAGGGAUUAUUUAAAACAAUACGAGGAUUAUCUGAAAUUAUUAGAAAUCCUUCCUUUUUUCUUUUUUUUAACAUAGAAACAUUGUCUUUUUUCUCCCCUAGUGAAGCAUUGAUCUGAACUUUAGUGCCAGUAGUAUGAGCUGGAGAGAGUUUGAUUUGAACACAGCAGCUUUAGAUUGGGUUUUAAUUGUAACAUAUACUUAUCUUGCCUGUGUUUUAAUUAAAGUUGAGGGGGGGGCAUUUUUUAUUGAUUUUGAUUAUUUUACAACUUAUGUAUAUCACCUCCCAUAUAUGUGCACACAGGUUUGUCCAAUUUAAAAGUAAUGAAAUCAACAGAAUACAGAAACAGUACUUGCUUCAGGGUACAGCCAUCAUGUUGUAUAUAUACAUACAUAUACACACACACUCUAGGCAGAGCUUUUGGAAUUACUGUUGCAUCACAAUCCUCGAGAACCUGCAGAGCUCUGUGUUUGUGUUGUGUUGUCACUAUGGUAUGCUGAAGAUUUCAGGAAUAGGGAUUACUGAUGCUUAUAUAGUUUAUAUAUGUGUAUAUAUGUAUUUUUGAAAAAGUUGUCCAUACUCAACUUAUAUAUUCUUUAACUAACAAUAAUAUAAUGGACAUUUUCCAAUCAGGUUUCAGGAGAAACCAUAGUACUGAAACAGCAUUGAUUCGUAAAUUGAGUCGUAAAUGAAAUUUUAAUGGGAAGAGAUUCUGGGAAAUGUGUUGCUUUGAUGAUGCUGGAUUUGAGCGCAGCUUUUAACACUGUUGAUCAUGGCAUUUUAUUAGCACGUCUUAGAGAUGAUGUUGGUAUUAAUGAUGUGGCCUUGAAGUAGUUUGGUUCCUACCUAAGGGACAGAAAAUGUUCAGUUAAGAUUGGAGAUUGUCUUUCUGACACUGUGGAUGUUUUGUGGGGGGUCCCUCAGGGAUCUAUUUGACCAACCUUGUUUUCUCUGUAUUUGUUGCCUCUGGGGUUUAUUUUCAGAUGCCACAAUAUUAAUUACCACAUCUAUGCAGAUGAUUUGCAAUUACAUUUUUCUUUGGACAAGUGUGCUGCAUGGGACUGUUUCAACAUAUGCUUAAAUGAAGUGAAGGUAUGGCUUGCGAGCAAUUUUCUGCAAUUAAAUGAAAAUAAAACUGAGAUUAGUUUUUGGAAACAAACAGUACACAGGAAAUCUGUUUGUGAGUGAGGAUUUACCACCGUAAAUGGUAUGUUAGGAACCUGGGUGUCAUUUUUGACACAGAACUUUGUUUUGACCGACAAGUAAAUGCUGUCGUGAAAUCAUCCUUUUAUCAGUUAAGGAAGUUGCCCAAGCUGAAAUCUAUUCUUUCCAGAAAAGAUUUGGAAUCUGUUGUUCAUGCUUUUAUUUCUAUGAGGUUGGACUAUUGUAAUGCCCUAUACCUGGGUUUGAAUGCAUCUCUUAUACCUUCAGUAUGUUCAAAAUGCUGCUGCUAGGCUUUUAACUGGCACUAAGAAGAGGGAUCACAUAACACCUGUGUUAAUUUCUUUACAUUGGCUUCCGGUGUUAUAUAGGAUAGAAUAUAAGGUCAUGAUCACUGUGUAUAAGGCCUUACAUCGACAGGCUCCUGACUGGCAGCACCUGUGUUAAGGAACCGGCUACCACUGUCUUUGAAAUUGGCUCCCACUUUGGGUAGUUUUAAAGGACAAUUAAAGACUUUCCUAUUUUCUAAGGCUUUUCCUGUAUGAUUGGUAUGUUUUCCCGUGAUACUGUGUAUGGCUAUUUUUGUACCUUUUAUUUUACUGUUAGUUUGAUGUGUUUUAUUAUUAUACUUUUUAUGUCUUAUAUAAUGAUUUUUACCAUGUAAAGCACUUUGGUCCAUUGUUAUGGUGUUGAAAGUGUUAUACAAAUAAAUAAAGAUUGAUUGAUUGAACAAGA
This is a messenger RNA of Tachysurus fulvidraco (yellow catfish), 5467 nucleotides long. It is a transcript of the gene arhgap12a, whose product is annotated as Rho GTPase activating protein 12a. The record is from RefSeq and is a predicted model, not a curated record. The transcript is spliced from 15 exons. Gene Ontology annotation, biological process: regulation of GTPase activity; signal transduction. Gene Ontology annotation, cellular component: cytoplasm. The coding region runs from base 306 to 2783 and encodes 825 amino acids. NCBI's taxonomy places the organism in Eukaryota, Metazoa, Chordata, Actinopteri, Siluriformes, Bagridae. Gene Ontology annotation, molecular function: protein binding.